Danio aesculapii is the source of this 15682-nucleotide messenger RNA. Its product is annotated as ryanodine receptor 2-like. The record is from RefSeq and is a predicted model, not a curated record. Gene Ontology annotation, biological process: intracellular calcium ion homeostasis; calcium ion transmembrane transport. Gene Ontology annotation, cellular component: sarcolemma; sarcoplasmic reticulum membrane; calcium channel complex. Gene Ontology annotation, molecular function: ryanodine-sensitive calcium-release channel activity; calcium ion binding; protein binding. Lineage: Eukaryota; Metazoa; Chordata; Actinopteri; Cypriniformes; Danionidae.
UCCAUAAAGAGCAGCAGAAGCUCUGUCUGGCCGCCGAGGGCUUCGGGAACAGACUGUGUUUUCUGGAGUCCACGUCAAACUCAAAGAAUGUUCCUCCAGAUCUGUCCAUCUGCACGUUUGUUCUGGAGCAGUCUCUGUCGGUGCGAGCGCUGCAGGAGAUGCUGGCCAACACCGAGGAGAGAGCGGAGGGGAAAUUCAUGAUGAAGACGGCGCAAGGCGGAGGUCACCGUACGCUGCUCUAUGGCCAUGCUGUAUUACUGAGACACUCCUACAGCGGGAUGUAUCUGUGCUGUCUCUCUACGGCUCGCUCGUCCACCGACAAACUGGCUUUUGACGUGGGCCUUCAGGAAGACGCAACAGGUGAGGCGUGUUGGUGGACGAUCCAUCCUGCAUCCAAACAGCGGUCCGAGGGUGAGAAGGUGCGGGUGGGUGAUGACCUCAUUCUGGUCAGUGUGUCGUCUGAACGUUACCUGCACUUGUCGUAUGGGAACGGCAGUUUACACGUGGACGCAGCUUUCCAGCAGACGCUCUGGAGUGUGGUGCCGAUCUGCUCUGGGAGUGAAGUGGCUCAGGGAUUCCUGAUUGGUGGAGAUGUUCUACGACUGCUGCAUGGUCACAUGGAUGAGUGUUUGACCGUCCCAUCUGGAGAACAUGGAGAAGAGCAGCGCAGGACAGUGCAUUAUGAAGGCGGAGCGGUGUCCAUCCAUGCCAGAUCCCUCUGGAGGCUGGAGACGCUUCGAGUCGCGUGGAGUGGCAGUCAUAUCCGCUGGGGUCAACCGUUCCGCCUGCGUCACGUGACCACCGGCAAAUAUCUCAGCAUGAUGGACGAUCAAGGGCUCCUGUUAAUGGACAAGGAGAAAGCGGAUGUUAAAUCCACAGCUUUCUGCUUCCGCUCCUCAAAAGAGAAGCUGGACUUUGGCCUCAGGAAAGAGAUCGAUGGUAUGGGCGUCCCGGACAUCAAAUACGGUGAUUCUGUCUGUUAUAUCCAACACGUGGAUGCUGGACUCUGGCUCACCUACCAGUCUGUGGAUGCCAAGUGUGCUCGCAUGGGUGGCGUUCAGAGGAAGGCCAUCAUGCAUCACGAGGGUCACAUGGAUGAUGGUUUGACGCUCUCACGAUCACAACACGAGGAGUCGCGCACUGCUAGAGUCAUUCGCAGCACAGUUUUCCUCUUCAAUCGCUUCAUCAGGGGUUUGGACACUCUGAGUAAAAAGGGAAAGACGUCCACCCUCGAUCUGCCCAUCGAGUCGGUCAGUCUGAGUCUUCAGGAUCUGAUCGGAUAUUUCCAGCCGCCCGAUGAACAUCUGGAGCAUGAAGACAAGCAGAACCGGCUGCGAGCACUCAAGAGCAGACAGAACCUUUUCCAGGAGGAGGGAAUGAUCAACCUGGUGCUGGAGUGUAUCGAUCGUUUGCAUGUGUACAGCAGUGCGGCUCAUUUUGCAGAUGUAGCUGGUAAAGAGGCUGGAGAAUCCUGGAAGUCCAUCCUGAACUCCCUCUACGAGCUCCUGGCUGCUCUGAUCAGAGGAAACAGGAAGAACUGCGCCCAGUUCUCCGGCUCUCUGGAUUGGCUGAUCAGUCGUCUGGAGCGGUUGGAAGCGUCGUCUGGGAUUCUGGAGGUUCUGCACUGUGUUCUGGUGGAGAGUCCAGAAGCUCUGAACAUUAUUAAAGAAGGACACAUCAAAUCCAUCAUCUCACUGCUGGACAAACACGGACGCAACCACAAGGUUCUGGAUGUCCUGUGUUCUCUGUGCGUGUGUCACGGGGUGGCCGUUCGCUCUAAUCAGCACCUGAUCUGUGAUAAUCUGCUGCCCGGCAGAGACCUGCUGCUUCAGACGCGCCUCGUUAACCACGUCAGCAGCAUGAGGCCCAAUAUCUUCUUGGGUGUGAGCGAAGGGUCCGCACAGUACAAGAAGUGGUAUUAUGAGCUGAUCGUGGACCAUGUGGAUCCGUUCGUGACGGCUGAAGCCACACACCUGCGGGUGGGCUGGGCGUCCACUCAGGGCUACGGGCCAUAUCCGGGCGGAGGAGAGGGAUGGGGCGGCAACGGCGUCGGGGAUGAUCUCUACUCAUACGGCUUUGAUGGGCUGCACCUUUGGGCAGGCUGUGUGGCGCGGUCGGUCAGCUCACCCAAUCAGCACCUGCUGCGGGCCGAGGAUGUGGUGAGCUGCUGUCUGGACCUCAGCGCUCCCAGCAUCUCCUUCCGCAUCAACGGCCAGCCGGUGCAGGGAAUGUUUGAGAACUUCAACUCGGAUGGACUCUUCUUCCCAGUCGUCUCCUUUUCUGCUGGAGUCAAAGUUCGCUUCUUGUUGGGUGGUCGUCACGGCGAGUUCAAGUUCCUGCCUCCGUCUGGUUAUGCCCCGUGUUUCGAAGCCGUUUUACCACGAGAGAAGCUGAGAGUCGAGCACAGCCAGGAGUACAAGCAGGAUCAUGGCAACACACGGGACCUUCUUGGACCCACGGUCACGCUCUCACAGGCAGCCUUCACUCCAACACCCGUGGACACCAGUCAGAUUGUUUUGCCGCCACAUCUUGAGCGGAUCCGAGAGAAACUGGCUGAAAACAUCCAUGAGCUGUGGGUGAUGAACAAGAUUGAUCUGGGAUGGACUUACGGAGCGGUGCGAGAUGAUAAUAAACGUCAGCAUCCGUGUCUGGUGGAGUUUUCCAGACUUCCUGAACAAGAGCGCAGCUACAACCUACAGAUGUCUCAGGAGACGCUCAAGACUCUUCUGGCACUGGGAUGUCACGUUGGAGUGGCAGAUGAACGAGCGGCAGAAAAAGUCAAAAAUCUCAAGCUUUCAGCAAAAUAUGAGCUUUCUAGUGGGUAUAAACCUGCACCGAUGGACCUGUGCCACAUCAAACUGGCGUCUACCCAGGAGGCCAUGGUGGACAAGCUGGCAGAAAAUGCGCACAACGUCUGGGCCAGAGACCGCAUACGGCAGGGCUGGACAUACGGCAUACAGCAGGACAUUAAGAACAAGAGAAACCCUCGUCUCGUUCCUUACGUUCUUCUGGAUGAGAGAACCAAGAAGUCUAACAAGGACAGUCUGCGGGAAGCCGUUCGGACUCUUUUGGGUUACGGAUACAACCUGGAGGCUCCAGAUCAAGAUCAUGCUCGAGAAGACGUGGGUAAUCUGUCAGCGGAGCGUUUCCGGAUAUUCCGAGCAGAAAAGACGUACUGUGUGAAUGGAGGGAAGUGGUACUUUGAGCUGGAGGUGGUGACGGCGGGUGAGAUGCGGGUGGGCUGGGCGAGACCCGGCUGUCUGCCAGAUCAGGAGCUCGGAGCCGAUGAACAGGCCUUCGUAUUCGACGGAUUCAAGGCGCAGCGCUGGCAUCAGGGAAACGAGCACUUCGGCCGCUCCUGGCAGUCUGGAGAUGUGGUGGGCUGCAUGGUGGACAUGAACGAACGCACCAUGAUGUUCACACUGAACGGAGAAGUGCUGCUCGACGACUCCGGCUCUGAGCUGGCCUUCAAAGACUUUGAGGUGUGGGAAGGCUUCAUCCCGGUUUGCAGUCUAGGGGUCAGUCAGGUGGGCCGCAUGAACUUUGGGAAGGACGUGAGCACGCUGAAGUACUUCACCAUCUGCGGCCUGCAGGAGGGAUACGAGCCCUUCGCUGUCAACAUGAACCGAGAUCUGACCAUGUGGAUCAGCAAACGCCUGCCACAGUUCACCCCUGUCCCACUCAUCCACGAGCACAUAGAGGUCACACGGAUCGACGGGACUGUGGAGAGCCCGCCGUGCCUAAAGGUCACCCAGAGGUCUUUCGGCUCACAGAAACAGUCACACAGACAUCAUGUUUACCGGCUCAGCAUGCCCAUCGAGUGCUCGGAGGCGUUCGCCCGCUCGCCCGGUGGGACGCUAGCAGCCAACGGCAGCUUCUUCUCCCCUAAAAGAGACCUGGAAGAUUUUGAAACGGUUUCGGAUUUUGAGGUCCUGAUGAAAACGCCACACAGCCACAUGAGUUCCAACGGACCUGACAGAGAACGAGACGAAUUCAACAACCACAAAGAUCAUAACCAGGAGAAACCAUCCAAAAUCAAACAGAGGUUCAUGUUGAAAAGAACAAAGCCGGACAUGAACAGCAGCAGCUCCAGCGCUCGUCUGUCAGAGGAGGUCUUAGCUGAUGAGAGAGAAGACUGUGAGAAUCUCAUACAAACAUCAACGUAUUAUUACUCGGUGAGGAUCUUCCCCGGGCAGGAGCCCUCCAGCGUCUGGGUCGGAUGGGUGACCUCAGACUUUCACCAGUACGACACUGCAUUUGAGAUCAGCAAUGUCCGAACGGUCACUGUGACUCUGGGGGACGAAGGCAAAGUUCACGAGAGCAUCAAGCGCAGUAACUGUUAUAUGGUGUGGGCCGGCGAGUGCACUAGUCCCGGUCAGGGCCGCAAUAAUAACGGGCUGGAGAUCGGCUGUCUGGUCGAUACGGCUAACGGCCUCCUCACCUUCACCUCCAACGGCAAAGAGCUCAGCACUUACUACCAGGUGGAGCCCAGUACUAAACUCUUCCCUGCAGUGUUUGCGCAGGCCACCAGUCCAAACGUCUUCCAGUUUGAACUGGGUCGCAUCAAGAGCAUCAUGCCGCUCUCUGCUGGACUGUUUAAGAGCGAGCGUAAGAAUGUGGUUCCUCAGUGUCCGCCGAGAUUACAUGUGCAGUUCCUCACACCGGUGCUGUGGAGUCGUGUGCCCAAUCAGUUCCUGAGGUCAGAGGUCACCAGGGUCAACGAGAGAUUGGGUUGGAUGGUGCAGAGUUCAGAACCACUGCAGUUCAUGACCCUCCAUAUACCUGAGGAGAACAGGUCUGUGGAUAUUCUGGAGCUGACGGAGCAGCAAGAUCUGCUGAAGUUCCACUAUCACACACUGCGCUUAUAUUCGGCUAUCUGUGCGCUGGGAAAUAACCGUGUGGCUCACGCGCUCUGCAGUCACGUAGAUGAGGCGCAGCUCCUUUACGCCAUCCAGAACAAAUACAUGCCAGGCCUGCUGCGCACCGGAUAUUACGACCUGCUGAUCGACAUCCACCUGAGCAGCUACGCCACCGCGCGCCUCAUGAUGAACUCCGAGUACAUCGUCCCAAUGACGCCUGAGACCAAGAGCAUCACACUGUUCCCUAAUGAGAAGAAGAAACACGGCCUGCCUGGUAUCGGCCUAAGCACAUCACUGCAGCCACGCAUGCGCUUCUCUUCACCCAGUUUUGUAGGUUUCAAUGGUAGUGGAGUCGUCGACUGUUUCCAGUACAGCCCUGAGUUUCCUCUGGAGACGCUGAAGAGUCGUACGAUGGAGAUGCUGACGGAGGCGGUGCGAGAGGGCAGUCUGCAUGUGCGGGAUCCAGUAGGAGGCAGCACUGAGUUCUUGUUCGUCCCGCUCAUUAAACUCUUCUACACGCUGCUCAUCAUGGGCAUCUUCCAUAAUGGAGAUCUGAAGACCAUCCUGCAGCUAAUCGAGCCCAGCGUCUUCUCGCAGGACUCUGGAGCGGAUGGUGGAGGCGGGUCGGUGGGGGAUGGGUGUGGGCGGGGCCAAUUGGAAGGGGGCGUGGUCGAUGAUGGCCUGAGAGGAAAGAUGCCCAAAGAAGGACUUUUACAGAUGAAGCUUCCUGAACCUGUCAAACUCCAGAUGUGUCACCUGCUGCAGUACCUGUGUGACUGUCAGGUUCGUCAUCGCAUCGAGGCUGUAGUCGCGUUCUCUGAUGACUUUGUGGCGAAUCUUCAGGAGAACCAGCGUUUCCGCUAUAAUGAAGUGAUGCAGGCGUUAAACAUGUCCGCCGCUCUGACGGCACGCAAAACCAAAGAGUUCCGCUCUCCUCCACAGGAACAGAUCAACAUGCUGCUGAAUUUUAAGGAUGAGAAGCAGGACUGUCCCUGUCCUGAAGACAUCCGUGAACAACUGCUGGACUUCCAUGAAGAUCUCAUGACACACUGUGGCAUUGAGACUGAUGAUGAUAAAUUAGGAGAUGGAGACAGUGAUUUCACCAUCAGAGGUCGUCUGAUGUCUCUGGUGGAGAAGGUGACGUACCUGAAGAAGAAAAUGACUGAUCUUCCAAAGAAGAAGAAGUCAAAGAAGCCCAGUACGCUCCAGCAGCUGAUCUCCGAGACGAUGGUCCGCUGGGCUCAGGAGUCUGUCAUCGAGGACCCAGAGCUGGUUCGAGCCAUGUUCGUGCUGCUCCACCGGCAGUAUGACGGCAUCGGUGGUCAGGUGCGAGCGCUGCCCAAAACCUACACCAUCAACGCUGUCUCCGUGGAAGACACCAUCAGCCUGCUGGCAUCUCUGGGUCAGAUCCGCUCGCUGCUCAGUGUCAGGAUGGGCCGCGAGGAGGAGAAACUAAUGAUCCAUGGGCUCAGUGACAUCAUGAAUAAUAAGGUGUUUUACCAGCAUCCAAACCUGAUGCGGGCACUGGGCAUGCAUGAAACCGUCAUGGAGGUGAUGGUGAACGUUCUGGGUGGAGGAGAGUCCAAGGAGAUCACGUUUCCUAAGAUGGUGGCGAACUGCUGUCGGUUCCUGUGUUACUUCUGUCGGAUCAGCCGUCAGAAUCAGAAGGCCAUGUUUGAUCAUCUGAGUUACCUGCUGGAGAACAGCAGUGUGGGCCUCGCGUCUCCAUCCAUGAGAGGCUCCACUCCGCUGGAUGUGGCCGCCGCAUCUGUGAUGGACAAUAACGAACUGGCUUUGGCGCUGAGAGAACCAGACCUUGAGAAGGUGGUGCAGUAUCUGGCCGGCUGUGGUCUUCAGAGCUGUGUGAUGCUGAUGUCUAAAGGAUAUCCUGACAUCGGCUGGAACCCGGUGGAGGGUGAACGAUACCUGGACUUCCUUCGAUUCGCUGUCUUCUGUAACGGCGAGAGUGUGGAGGAGAAUGCUAAUGUGGUGGUGCGGCUCCUGAUUCGCCGGCCGGAGUGUUUUGGCCCCGCCCUGCGUGGAGAAGGUGGAAACGGCCUGCUGGCAGCCAUUGAGGAAGCCAUAAAGAUCUCUGAGGAUCCCAGCAGAGACGGACCAUCUCCAACCACAGAGGAGAGCAGGACGCUGAAUGAUGUGAUGGAGGAAGAGGAAGACGACACCAUUCACAUGGGAAACGCCAUCAUGACCUUCUAUGCUGCUCUGAUCGACCUGUUGGGCCGCUGCGCUCCAGAGAUGCAUCUGAUUCACGCAGGAAAGGGAGAAGCCAUCCGUAUCCGAGCCAUCCUGCGCUCUCUGAUUCCCAUCGAGGAUCUGGUGGGAGUGAUAAGCAUCCCGUUCCUGAUGCCCACGCUGGCUAAAGACGGCUCUGUGAUCGAGCCUGACAUGUCAGCAGGAUUCUGUCCGGAUCACAAAGCAGCCAUGGUUUUGUUUCUGGACCGGGUUUACGGCAUCGAAGACCAGAACUUCCUCCUGCACCUGUUGGAAGUGGGUUUCCUGCCUGACCUCAGAGCCGCCGCCUCAUUGGACACGGCGGCUCUCAGCGCCACAGACAUGGCGUUGGCUCUGAACCGGUAUCUGUGUACGGCCGUGCUGCCGCUGCUCACUAAAUGUGCUCCUCUGUUUGCGGGAACGGAGCCGUUUGCGUCUCUCAUCGACUCUCUGCUGCACACCGUCUACCGGCUGUCCAAAGGCUGCUGUCUCACCAAAGCCCAGAGAGACGCCAUUGAGGAGUGUCUGCUGGCCGUCUGCGGGAAACUGCGUCCGUCGAUGAUGCAGCAUCUGCUGAGGCGUCUGGUGUUUGACGUUCCUGUGCUCAAUGAACACACUAAGAUGCCUCUGAACUCCUGACCCAAUCACUACGAGCGCUGCUGGAAGUAUUACUGUCUGUCUGGAGGAUGGGGGAGCUUUGGAGCAGCGUCAGAAGAGGAGCUGCAUCUGUCCAGAAAACUCUUCUGGGGAAUUUUUGACGCUUCUGGCCAGAAGAAGUACGGACCCAGAGUUGUUAAGCUGGCAUUGCGUGUCCUGAGUGCCGUUGUGGGAGCUUUACCUCCCGAUUACAUGGAGUCAAACUACGUGGCUAUGAUGGAACAGUCAUCGAUGGAUGCAGAGGGAAACUUCAACCCGCAGCCGGCCGACACCACCAGGAGCAUUUACCGCUGGCCGAUCAGAGAGAGUCUGAAGACGAUGCUGUCGUGGGGUUGGAGCAUCGAGCGGAUGAGAGAGAGUGAUGCGUCUACCUUCACACACCGCACACGCAGGAUCUCCCUGUCCAGUCAGCGCUCCAUAGAGGGUGCUCAUGGGUUUACCCCGCGGCCUGUAGACAUGAGCAACGUCACGCUGUCCAGAGACCUGCACUCGAUGGCGGAGCUGCUGGCUGAGAACUAUCACAACAUUUGGGCUCAGAAGAAAAAGCUGGAGCUGGAAUCCAAAGGAGGAGGAAGCCAUCCAUUGCUGGUCCCUUAUGACACUUUAACUGCCAAAGAGAAAUCCAAAGAUAGAGAGAAAGCACAAGACAUCCUCAAGUUCUUUCAGAUCAAUGGAUACAGCGUCUCAAGGGCUAUGAAAGAACAGGAUCUGGACACUCCGUCCAUAGAGAAACGCUUCGCCUACACAUUUCUGCAGCAGCUGAUCACGUAUGUGGAUGAAGCUCACGGACACAUGCUGGAGUUCGAUGCUGGAAUACGACCGAAAGGAGAGAAAAUCCCUCAUGAGCAGCAGGUCAAGUUCUUCGGGAAGGUUGUUCUGCCACUAGUGGAUCAGUACUUUAAAAAUCACCGGCUCUACUUCCUGUCCACUGCUGUUCGACCAAUCAGCAGCGGCGGCCAUGCCUCCAAUAAAGAGAAGGAGAUGGUGACCAGCCUGUUCUGUAAGCUGGGUGUUCUGGUGCGACACCGGAUCUCAUUGUUUGGAAAUGAUGCAACGUCCAUUGUCAACUGCCUGCACAUCCUGGGACAGACGCUGGACGCCAGGACUGUGAUGAAGACCGGUCAGGACUCCGUCAAAGCAGCUCUCAGGGCCUUCUUUGAUAAUGCGGCAGAGGAUCUGGAGAAGACGAUGGAAAACCUGCGCCAGGGUCAGUUCACACACACACGCAGUCAACCCAAAGGAGUCACGCAGAUCAUCAACUACACCACUGUGGCUCUGCUGCCGGUGCUCUCCUCGCUCUUCGAACACAUCGGACAGAAUCUGUUUGGAGAAGAUCUCAUACUGGAUGAUGUCCAGGUUUCCUGCUAUCGCAUAUUGAACAAUUUGUACUCACUAGGAACCAGUAAAAGUAUUUAUGUUGAAAGGCAGCGUCCGGCUCUGGGCGAGUGUUUAGCUGCCUUCUCCAGCGCAUUUCCUGUGGCUUUCCUGGAACCCAGUCUGAACAAGCACAACACGUACUCCAUAUACAACUGUAAAGGAUCCCGAGAGAGAGCAGCUCUGGGUCUGCCGGCUGAGGUGGGCGAGGUGUGUGUGCAGGUUCCGUCUCUGGAGCGAGCGCUGGAGGAGAUCAUGGAUCUGGCCGAGUCGGGCAUGCGCUACACACAGAUGCCUCAUGUGAUGGAGGUGGUUCUGCCCAUGCUGUGCAGUUACAUGUCGCACUGGUGGGAACACGGACCCGAGAGCAACCCCGAGCGCGCCGAGAGCUGCUGCACGUCUCUGACCUCUGAACACAUGAACACACUGCUGGGAAACAUCCUCAAGAUCAUCUUCAACAACCUGGGCAUUGAUGAGGGAGCCUGGAUGAAGAGACUCGCCGUGUUUUCUCAGCCCAUCAUCGGUAAAGCCAGAUCCCAGCUGCUGAAGUCUCACUUCCUGCCGCUGAUGGAGAAGCUGAAGAAGAAGGCGGCCACGGUCCUGCAGGAUGAAGAGCACAUGAAGGCCGAGGGCAGAGGAGAGAUGUCUGAAUCUGAGCUUCUCAUUCUGGACGAGUUCACCAUCCUCAUACGGGACCUGUACGCCUUCUACCCGUUGCUCAUACGAUUCGUCGACUACAACAGAGCUAAAUGGCUGAAGGAGCCGAACGCUGAGGCGGAGGAGUUAUUCCGGAUGGUGGCAGAAGUCUUUAUAUUCUGGGCUAAAUCACACAACUUUAAAAGAGAAGAGCAGAACUUUGUGGUUCAGAAUGAAAUCAACAACAUGUCCUUCCUUAUUACUGACACCAAAUCCAAAAUGUCCAAGGGCGCCGUAUCAGAUCAGGAGAGGAAGAAGAUGAAGAAACGAGGAGAUCGAUAUUCCCUGCAGACGUCGCUGAUCGUCGCUGCUCUAAAGCGUUUGCUUCCAGUAGGACUGAACAUCUGCGCUCCGGGAGACCAGGAGCUGAUCGGAUUAGCCAAGAGCCGCUUCGCACAGAAAGACACAGAGGACGAGGUGCGGGAGAUGAUCCGAAACAACCUUCACUUACAGGGAAAGCUGGAGGAUCCUGCAAUCCGCUGGCAGAUGGCGCUGUAUAAAGACAUGCCUAACCGCAGUGAGGACACAUCUGACCCCGCGCGGACCGUCCACAGGGUGCUGAACAUCGCACAUGUGCUCUUCCAUCUGGAUCAGGUUGAACAUCCUCAGCGCAGUAAGAAGGCGGUGUGGCACAAGCUUCUGUCCAAACAGAGGAAGAGAGCCGUGGUGGCCUGUUUCAGGAUGGCGCCUCUGUAUAACCUGCCCAGGCACAGGGCAGUGAACCUGUUCCUGCAGGGUUAUGAGAAGUCCUGGAUCGAGACCGAAGAGCAUUACUUCGAGGACAAACUGAUUGAGGAUUUAGCCAAACCAGGUGUAGAGGAACCACCAGAGGAGGACGAGAUGACAAAACACAUCGACCCGUUACACCAGCUCAUUCAGCUGUUUAGCCGGACCGCACUGACUGAGAAAUGUAAACUAGAAGAGGAUCAUCUCUACAUGGCUUACGCUGAUAUCAUGGCCAAAAGCUGCCAUGAUGAAGAGGAAGAGGACGAGGUGAAGAGUUUUGAGGAGAAGGAAAUGGAGAAGCAGAAGCUGCUGUAUCAGCAGGCCAGACUUCACGACCGCGGAGCUGCUGAGAUGGUGCUGCAGACCAUCAGCGCCAGCAAAGGAGAGAUGGGGCCAAUGGUGGCCUCCACACUGAAGCUGGGAAUCGCCAUCCUCAAUGGAGGAAACUCAACUGUUCAGCAGAAAAUGCUGGACUACCUGAAGGACAAGCGUGAUGUGGGCUUCUUCCAGAGUCUGGCGGGUCUGAUGCAGUCAUGCAGUGUUCUGGAUCUCAACGCUUUCGAGCGUCAGAAUAAAGCUGAAGGUCUGGGGAUGGUGACCGAGGAAGGAUCAGUCAUCACUCAUGAGCGUGGUGAAAAGGUCAUGCAAGAUGACGAAUUCACCUGUGACCUCUUCCGCUUCCUGCAGCUGCUCUGUGAGGGACACAAUUCAGAUUUUCAGAACUACCUGCGAACGCAGACGGGUAACAACACCACAGUCAACAUCAUCAUCUCCACCGUGGAUUAUCUGCUCAGAGUCCAGGAGUCCAUCAGUGAUUUCUACUGGUACUACUCUGGGAAAGACGUCAUUGACGAACAAGGACAACGCAAUUUCUCCAAAGCAAUCAAUGUAGCCAAACAAGUCUUCAACACUCUCACAGAGUACAUUCAGGGUCCCUGCACCGGGAAUCAGCAGAGUCUGGCUCACAGUCGCCUGUGGGACGCGGUUGUUGGUUUCCUGCAUGUUUUUGCACAUAUGCAGAUGAAGCUCUCUCAGGACUCGAGCCAAAUCGAGCUGCUGAAGGAGCUGAUGGAUCUUCAGAAGGACAUGGUUGUGAUGCUCUUGUCCAUGUUGGAAGGAAAUGUUGUGAAUGGCACUAUCGGAAAGCAGAUGGUGGACAUGUUGGUGGAGUCCUCGAAUAACGUGGAGAUGAUCCUGAAGUUCUUUGACAUGUUCCUCAAACUAAAAGACCUGACGUCAUCGGACGCCUUCAAAGAGUACGACCCCGAUGGCAAAGGCGUCAUUUCCAAACGAGAUUUCCACAAGGCAAUGGAGAGCCAUAAGCACUACACCCAAUCCGAGACCGAGUUCCUGCUCUCCUGUGCGGAAACAGAUGAAAACGAGCUCUUAGACUACGAAGAGUUCGUCGAGCGCUUUCACGAACCGGCGAAGGAUAUCGGCUUCAACGUGGCUGUUCUUCUAACCAAUCUCUCAGAGCACAUGCCGCAUGAUUCUCGUCUUCAAACGUUCCUGGAGUUGGCGGAGAGCGUGCUGAAUUAUUUCCAGCCCUAUCUAGGGCGUAUUGAGAUCAUGGGCAGUGCCAAGAGAAUAGAGCGAGUGUACUUCGAGAUUAGCGAAUCCAGUCGCACACAAUGGGAAAAACCACAAGUCAAAGAGUCCAAACGACAGUUCAUCUUUGAUGUGGUGAAUGAAGGCGGUGAAAAGGAGAAAAUGGAGCUUUUUGUGAACUUCUGUGAAGACACCAUCUUUGAGAUGCAGUUAGCAGCGCGGAUGUCUGACGCCGGUGAACGCUCCGCUAGCAAAGAGGACAGUGAGAGGGAGAAACCUGAAGAGGAGACUCCAGAAAUGGGAUUUUUCUCCAUCACCACUGUGAGAACGGCUCUGUUUGCGCUCCGCUACAACGUAAUGCUUUUAAUGAAAGUGCUGUCCAUGAAAAGCCUGAAGAAACAAGUGAAGAAGGCCAAGAAGAUGACUGUAAAGGACAUGGUGACUACACUAGUGUCCUUCUACUGGAGUGUACUACUCAGCCUGCUGCACUUUGCGUUCAGUGUGGCGCGAGGAUUUUUUCGGAUUAUAUACAACAGCUUUCUUGGAGGGAGUCUUGUAGAGGGAGCAAAGACCAUGAAGGUGUCAGAGCUCCUAGCUAACAUGCCUGACCCGACACAAGACGAAGUGAGAGGAGAGAUGGAAGAUGGCGAGAAGAAACCUGUGGAUAAAACCUCACCUGAGGAAGACCUGGCCGAUCUGACUGUGGCCACCGAUGACACGGACCUGCUGUCUGAUAUCUUUGGUCUGGAUCUGAAGAGAGAAGGAGGACAGUAUAAGCUGAUGCCGCACAAUCCCAACGCCAGCCUGACGGAUCUGCUCAACACACCCGUCCCUCCACCACCCACACCCUCACCUGAGCUCCGCAGACGACACCAUACGAAGGGCUCUUCCUCCUCAACGGACAACAAUGAUGCUGCGGAGGAGACCAAGUCAGUGCCUGAGAAAGCAGAAGGUGAAAAUGUAGAGAAAGCACAGAAGAAGAAGGAGGAAGCGGUGAAGCGUAAGGUCAGACAGCACUAUGAGCCAGAUCUACAGGAGUCUGCCUUCUGGAAGAAGAUCAUCGCUUACCAACGCAAGCUGCUGAACUAUUUUGCACGAAAUUUCUACAACAUGAGAAUGUUGGCGUUGUUUGUGGCCUUUGCAAUUAACUUCAUUCUGCUGUUUUACAAGGUGUCCACGUCCUCCGCCGUGACGGAGGGGAAGGAGGUGUUGUUCAGCGCGUCUUCAGACACCAGCGUGCAGUGGGAUCCUCUGAGCGGCUCCAGCUCUCGGCCCGUCACUGUUCACUUUGUGCUGGAGGAGAGCAGCGGCUACAUGGAGCCCACGCUGAGGAUCCUCGCCAUCCUGCACACCGUCAUCUCCUUCUUCUGCAUCAUCGGCUACUACUGCUUAAAGGUUCCUCUGGUGAUUUUCAAGCGUGAGAAGGAGGUGGCCAGAAAGCUGGAGUUUGACGGCCUGUACAUCACCGAACAGCCGUCAGAAGAUGACAUUAAAGGCCAGUGGGACCGACUGGUCAUCAACACACAGUCCUUCCCAAACAAUUACUGGGAUAAAUUUGUGAAGCGGAAGGUGAUGGAUAAGUAUGGAGAGUUUUAUGGACAUGAUCGGAUCAGCGAGCUGCUUGGGAUGGAUAAAGCGGCGCUGGACUUCAGUGAUGCACACGAGAAGAAGAAACCGAAGAGAGACAGUUCACUGGCCGCAGUACUGAACUCGGUCGAUGUGAAGUAUCAGAUCUGGAAGCUCGGCGUGGUCUUCACAGAUAACUCGUUCCUGUAUCUGGCCUGGUACAUGAGCAUGUCCAUCCUCGGACACUACAACAACUUCUUCUUCGCUGCUCAUCUGCUGGACAUCGCCAUGGGCUUCAAGACCCUCAGGACCAUCCUGUCCUCCGUCACACACAACGGCAAACAGCUGGUCCUGACGGUCGGUCUGCUGGCGGUUGUGGUCUAUCUCUACACUGUAGUGGCUUUUAACUUCUUCCGCAAGUUCUACAAUAAGAGUGAAGAUGGAGAAUCGCCAGACAUGAAGUGUGACGACAUGCUAACGUGCUACAUGUUCCACAUGUAUGUCGGCGUUCGUGCCGGUGGAGGCAUCGGUGAUCAGAUUGAAGAUCCAGCCGGAGACGAGUACGAGAUCUACCGCAUCAUCUUCGACAUCACCUUCUUCUUCUUCGUCAUCGUCAUCCUCCUGGCCAUCAUUCAGGGUCUCAUCAUUGAUGCGUUUGGUGAACUGAGGGACCAGCAAGAGCAGGUGAAAGAGGACAUGGAGACGAAGUGCUUCAUCUGUGGAAUCGGGAACGAUUAUUUCGACACGGUUCCUCAUGGCUUCGAGACGCACACACUGCAGGAACACAAUCUGGCCAACUAUCUAUUUUUCUUCAUGUAUCUCAUCAACAAGGAUGAAACAGAGCACACAGGCCAGGAGUCGUAUGUUUGGAAAAUGUACCAGGAACGCUGCUGGGAAUUCUUUCCUGCUGGUGACUGUUUCCGGAAACAAUACGAGGACCAGCUCAAUUAAAAACAAAUGCACACACACACACACACACACACACACACACACACACAUACAGAACAUACACUGGAUGGCAGAAUCUCUUCAGUCCAAACCACUGACACACAGUGAAUGUGUGAAGUUCUAUCUGCGUCUGAAGAGCGUCACUUUCUGCCGUGCAGCGCUUCUUCAUUUCAUUAUAAACUAUUAGAGACUCACUAAAGAGGAGGGGAGCGGGACGUCGGGACGCAGACGGACUCAUCCGGUAUGAACGAUGCACGUUUUUUUUUGUUGUUGUUUUAGACGGGGAUCCGGUGCCUUAUGCAAGAUGGAGAUGAGCCGGAGCGAGCGCUGGAACCCCUCAGGACUCUCCUCUGCUGCUCCGUUUCUUUGCGUUUCUUUCUUUUCACUACUUUUGGUAAUGCACCCAUGCAGAGUUACUCUUUAUAUAGAAGAAUAUUCUCCGAAAAAUUCUUUCAUUGCAUGUUUAUUAUGCAAGUUUAAGGAAAACCUUUGAAACGUAAUGACGCAAGCUGAUCUAUAUCACACGCAGUUUUUUAGGUUUAAGAACAUUUAAGCAGUCCGAUCGCAGUAUUAUAUCACAGACUUUUCCUGCUUCAUUCCAACCAACAAUUGGUCUAAAAUCGCAUUCACACUAGAUUUAGUUUGACACCGAAGCAAUACUCAUUGGAAGCGGGGGAUCCUCCCACUACAGAGACUACAGAACUCAUGCUUAAUAAUGCACAGACUUUACCAGAGCGGAUUGGCCAGCGCACAUGACGGACAUUUCCCAUCCUUCAGGAAACCACUGCACUUUCUUUCAUAGCCAUGACAAAGACCAGAUGCUUUUCCUAUUUGUUAUAUACGGAAAAACAAUGUGAAUCAUUGCAAUAACAACAAAUGGGCUAAAAAGAACCAGCCGCAACUAUGUGAGAGAAAUUUUACUCAUGUAAAGAAUUUUGAUAACAAAAAAAACCUCAUCGGAAAAUAACCUGUCAGACUUUAGUGUACCGUGUAGCGUUGUGCGCAUAUAACUGUGUGUGAUCUGUAAAGGGAACUCAAAGACCUGCAUGAUUUUGACAAAUAAAGCCAUUAUUUAUUGA